This is a messenger RNA of Micropterus salmoides (largemouth bass), 4831 nucleotides long. It is a transcript of the gene il15l, whose product is annotated as interleukin 15, like. Gene Ontology annotation, molecular function: cytokine activity; cytokine receptor binding. Gene Ontology annotation, cellular component: extracellular region. Gene Ontology annotation, biological process: immune response; positive regulation of immune response; positive regulation of tyrosine phosphorylation of STAT protein. The coding region runs from base 1321 to 1779 and encodes 152 amino acids. The record is from RefSeq and is a predicted model, not a curated record. The transcript has 5 exons. Lineage: Eukaryota; Metazoa; Chordata; Actinopteri; Centrarchiformes; Centrarchidae.
CUCCAUUAUUAUCUCAAAACACACUUAACUGAGAAUACAUCUUAUCCUGCUCAGAUGGUUUUAAACACGAUUUAACAUUUUAAUUAACUGUUAACCCAAGAGGUGCACAAACCUCUCAGCACUGUUUGCAAGUUAUUUGUUGAUUGUUUUUAAUCAUUUCUCAAGUUUCUAAUUCAACACUGACACUAAGUGUUAUUGAACCCUGUUCUGCUUCUCAGUUGGAAUCAUUAAAAGUGAUCAUUAAAUACAUUAUCAUGGGGCAGCAACAUUUAUUUUCACUACAUCUUUAUUGGAGAUGACUUGCAUAAUAUAGUUUUAAUGUUGCAACACAAAUGCCAAUGCUUCCAGGCUGUGGAAGCUCAUUCUCGUGUUGUUAGAAUGAAGCAGAGGUGUUCGGCUGUGAAAUACCUGAGGACAGAUGUGCUGCUGAAGUUGUACUGGCAGCAGUUUCCCAGAGCCUUAAGUUCUAAGUAAUAUUAUCAUAACCUGCAAUGAUUUUGUGAUUUUUGUUUAUGUUAAAAAGCAACACAAAUGGAAGCAAAUCUAGCAAAGAAAUUAUGAUAAAAUUGGUUAUUGUGGUUUCCGUAAUUAUUUAUUUAUGUUUUUUUUUUUUAUUAGGGACCGAUAAAGCUAACAUAGAUAAACUGAAAACAGCAAUCCGAUGUGUGUAAAUUACACAAGAUAAGAGGAGGUAAAAUGAGUAAAUCAAAACAUUUAACAGUAACUACAGUAGACUUGGCCUCUCCUUUAAAACUGGUGACGCAGUUUUCAAGUUUUCAGGUAGCAAGUUCCAAGACUUUCACAGAAAAGGCCAUCUGAGUAAAAGAAGUUUUGCAAGAUGAAGCUUUACAAUCGCCGCUCGAAGCUGCUCUGGUGGAUCUGCUGCUACUUACAGAGAGGUUGAGGAGCACGUCCAUUUAAACAUUUCAACUUUAAACAUUUCUACAGGUAGUUAAAGUCACUCCAGAGAUUUAAUUACAGACUGUCAGGUAGUUAAUCCAUAAGACAGAUGAGAAAGUAUCACUGAAUUUAGAAACAUCAAGGCGCAAUCAGAUGUCAAGCAUUGUCUUAUCAUCUUAAAACAGGUAAGGUUAGCCUUAGUCGUUUUGCAAAUCUUUUUAGUGUGACUAUUAAAAUUUAGCUGGGAUACCUCACUACUUCUUCAAUAAGCUCACCUUUAAUUUUAACAUUCAGGGAUUCUGUUUCAGAUAGCUUUUUAACAGAUUUUCUUGUUGUUUAGUGUCAAACAGGAGGCAUAAAGCCAAGCUGACACUUUUUGGUUCGCUGAUCUACAACAUCAUCACAGGUUUUGCCAGAUACAUGGACGACUGUAUCGUCAGCGCACAUCUAAUGAAGUCGGUGGACUGCAGACUGUACACGCCCACCAUCGACGACUACCAGAAACAAAAUAAGUCUCACCCAAACUGUCUUGGUCAGUCUUUCCCCUUGUCCAGCGAUCACCAGCUCUGGUUUGGUGGGAAUAAACCCUUAAUUCACAAGAAUUGCCCCAGCUCAACCCUGAAGUGUUUUGCUGACGAAAUUAAAGUCCUCAUUGAAGAGUGGAGUACUGUUGGAAAAAUUCCUUGUUUCACUCUAAACAUCAGCCUUACAACACUUGCGUCAAAGUUCAACCAGACGGAGUCAGAGUGUCGUCAGUGUGAGCUCUUCAGGGAGGAAGAAGCAGAAAACUUCCUCAAAGGUCUUCAGUUGACUCUGGAGAUGAUGAACUCUCAGCACUGUGUCAGGAUUCGAAGGACCCGAAGGAACUAUCAAAACUGACUUCAUGGCCCACUUUCCUCUUCAUAAACCUUUUUUUCUUUCUUUAGUCAAAUAAUAUGUGCAACAUGCAAAAUACACUGUACAUAAAUACACUCAUGUAUCCAGGGGUCACGUAAUGUGGCCAAACCACACAGUAAACUAGUAGUUUUGUUGCCUAAACAUGACCAAAUUGGGACAGAGUUGGGAGUGAGAAUUUGUUGACACACCACACCAAACCAAUUCACUAUAAUACCCACACACAUCCACACAGAUAACGUAAAACAUAAUACACACAAAUAAACCAGUAAACAUAUAAAAAUCAAUAAUAAAAUCAUUAGUUAUGGUUGUAUUAAUAAUAAAAACAUAUAAUUAGGUAUCAGUGUAAUGAAGUCCUAACUGGGUCAAGACUGGAAUUUCCAGGCUCACCUGCGGCUGCCCGCUCCACAACCUUCUACAGCAUAUUGGUUAUGCUGAGACGCCUGAGAUUAUAUCUGGAGGGCAGGGACUAAUAAUACAUGAAUAGAUAUUAUGUCAUCUGUCUUUGUGUUAAAUGUAUAUAUAUAAACAGCUAUGGUUGAAUUAUAGAUCAUAUUAACAACUUUCCAUGCAAUUGUUAUAUUAAGUCUUUUUUAGCAUAUAGCAUUAAUAAUGCAACAUAUUAACAGUGCAGGACAACAACAAGAUGGAAGACCCGUUCACUGCAGGGUCACUGACUGAUGUCUAACCGUUGUAAAGUGUGGCAACAAUCUCAUUAUAAUCUUCAGUGUAGCUCACUAACUGUUUUCGUUUUCGUCCAGUACAUGUAGCCAGGGACAGAGUGGGAGUAAAAGAUGGCCAUGGACUUUGAUCCAGACCGGCCCACCAUAAAGGCUACUCCACCGGGGCCGCCCUGCUAAUGGACUCACGUACAAACAGGCCCACACACACUUUAAUACCUUAAAAAGGCUGCAGAAUCACACAUACAAUCAUGGCCGUAACCAGCUGAGGUCACCAAGGCCCGGACCUCCGUAGUUAUAUGUAGACUUUAGCCUAUUAAUAAAAAUCAUUGGUAACAAGCUCAACUUAAAUGAAGGCUUUAGGACCAUGUGGACGCAGCUGAUUACACCAUCGCAACCCUCAUUUCAAGUUGAGAAACUGUUUCCCCAUCGAUGGUCAGUGUCCAGACCUGAGGAAACACCAGAAGCACAUGACAACGAGAGAGCGCCGCUGUGUGCAGGCAGAGUUUUGGCCGAUGAACAGGGUUCGAGUUACGUGAGAGCUCAGCUCCCAUAAGGAGGUCUGAGCGACUGUAGGGAUCAUUCAUUUAUCAACAGCCAUUAUUUUGAAUCACAAAUUCAUUGUAAUUAGUACCCACUAUUAUUUACAUCAGCUAGACUCUGUAUUGGCUGCUGCUUAUUUGUUUAGUAUUGUUGGCUUUUUGCAUCCUCCAAUUAGUGGUAAUAAUCUUGCUACUGUGUACUGGCGGCCAGCAGUGCGUAAAAUAAAUACUUCAAUAUUAUACCUACAAUAAAGGGCGGAAUUGCGUCUCUCAUUUAGCAAUAGUCUCUGAUGGCAUUUUUAACUUUUUAAACUUUGUUGCAAUAUCGCACAUCUGGGGCGAGUAGUGGACUGAUGUGUGUGAUGCGUAAUAAGCUCGGAUCUCUCUCUCUCUCUGCCGGUCACGUUGGUUAGAAUACUAGAGACCCUCACGAAGCUCAGAUUAUAACUGGAAGCCUGGCGAUAGGGUGAAGCGUCUCCCCAUCAAGAGAGACGCUGUGCGCAUUUACGCACGAGCCACAGCAGCAUUACCUCAUGUUUAAAUCUCCCGACAGGCCGACAGGAUCGUCAGGAUCUAAUGUUAAAUAAUACGCUGUCUCCACAUCCAAACGGCCUCACACACAGUCCAGGUCAUACAGAGACACUGUCUGGAGGAAAGCAUGGGCUGGAUAAUGAAUACUGCACUGUUCAGCUGCACUAUCUGUGGCUUCGCUGUCUAAUCUUUCGCCCGGGAACAGGGCUGUGGCCUCUUCCUCUUCCCGGUCUUAGCGUCUGUGGCACUGGUACUACAGAACAAGUCGGCAACUUUUUUUACAUGUACUUGCAUUACUCAGCUUUUCCAUGUUCAGUUGUUGCUCGUUUUCUGAUUCUCCAGAUGGCCAGACCGCUACAUGAUGUAGCUGUGCUCACAUUGCUGAGCCAAAGACACACAAAUAGUUAUUGAAAAGGAGCAGGGGGGCUAAAGGCGGUCAAGUGUGAAGCACUAUCAUGUAAGGAGCAUGGAUUAGUUCAAGCUCAAAUUGAUUUUACUGCAACAUUGCAGUGGGAGUUUACUUGGGUUUCCAGCAGAAGCUGUCUCCUGGUGUUUCGCUCAUGAGUUCAAGCAUGCGUACGCACCGCUAGGUGCCGCUGAAAACUACAUAUAGCUCGUUUAAAUAAAUUAAAGAUAUAUUUUGAUUCUGUAGUUACAUGGGGACAAUCAUCUAUUAAACCGUAUUAUUUGUUGUAACAUGUUAUCUGGUUUAUCUGCAGGACUGCAGCCACUUGGCAAUAGCGAAAACUGACAUGGAGGUAAAUACUGUAAGUCGUUUUUAAGCUGGUUGAGUGUGGGUAACUUUUAACUGUACAUAUGGAGAGAUUACUCUCUCCGAUAUCCAGUGGAAGCUUUGAAGUGAUCUUUUUGAGAACAAAUGUUUUUGGUAUGACCGCUAAGCUCAAAGGUUUUAAGCCCCCCUCUUCUUGUAUUAUAAAAAUAUCCUCUUCGGUUUGUUGUUCCAUAUACAUGCAGGUGUUCUUGUUCAUAUUUUUAUACAGUUCUUCUGAAGGGUGCAUAAGGAAGUUAAUAUGUAUGUAUAUCAUGGUAUUAUUAAAGAGUUUAGUAAAGCUGUUUCUCAUGGAUUUAUUUUCUAUUUUCUGGAGCCUCUGCGCUGAGAUUUCACCAUUACUCAUUAUUUUACCUUUUGGAUUACUAUGACAUGUUUUAAUCCAAGAUGGACCAUAAUUUAGUCCAAUAAUAGUUUUUGAAAUGCUGUUUUUGAGCUCUGCAAUAAAAAUUGUACCAGGGUCAUGUACUAUAUCAUAAAACCUUCUAAAAGUC